Branchiostoma belcheri (Belcher's lancelet) is the source of this 3013-nucleotide messenger RNA. RefSeq names its product kin of IRRE-like protein 3. Gene Ontology annotation, cellular component: cell-cell junction. Gene Ontology annotation, molecular function: cell adhesion molecule binding. The record is from RefSeq and is a predicted model, not a curated record. NCBI's taxonomy places the organism in Eukaryota, Metazoa, Chordata, Leptocardii, Amphioxiformes, Branchiostomatidae. Gene Ontology annotation, biological process: cell-cell adhesion. The coding region runs from base 133 to 2268 and encodes 711 amino acids. The transcript is spliced from 13 exons.
GAGAGCAGACAGCAGACAGAGAGCCGAGAGAAAACGGACAGAGAGCAGACAGAGAACCGACAGUGGGUGGAUAGGCAGCGGACAGACAGCCAACAGAGCACCGUGAAUCGGCUGUGGUUAGGCCGGGGAAACAUGGCAAGCCGAGGUUCUGUGGGGCUUCGCUGCGUCCUGGUCCUAUUCUGCCGGAUCGCUCCGUUAGCUAGCGGAGCUUCCUACCGUGUCCGGCCCCAGUCCACAGCCGUUCUGCACGGGCAAACCGCGGUCCUGAGGUGCGCUUUUGAUAAAAUGGGUCCCAAGGACAUGGUCAUAUGGGAUGGCCCACCGAAUCAAAGAGUGAUAUCAUAUGGCACAAAUGUGUUGCCGGUCUACACCCGACAUCGGGUCGUGGGGGACACGUCACGGGGCGAGUUCAACCUGGAGAUCCGGGACAUCAAACUGGAGGAUGACGGGAAAUACAGCUGCUACACGGACCCGAUGGCGGCUGCAGACGCCAUCUUAACUGUUGUUGUCCCGAUGCCGAACCCUCCACAGAUAUCAGGUGGCGAGCUGAGUUUGACGUCAGGUGAUCAGCUGUCUCUCACCUGCCGAGCGUCAGGUGCGCACCCCUCACCGCGACUCACCUGGCUCAACGGGACGGAACCUUUCCAAUCUUCAGGAGUUUCCAGCGGCGAAGCCCAGAGCCUGGAGCUGUUCUUGGCGCGGGUGACGAAAUGGGAUCACGGCGCCAACUUCACCUGCCGGGCCGACCAGGGCUUCCCUCAACUCGCCAGGCCAAAAGCCUCCUCCAGGAUACUCAGGGUCAAAUACCCGCCGGCGGUGUCGGUGCCCAGUCCGUCCGUCCAUGUGAGAGAGGGCGAGCCGGCCAGCCUCAGCUGUAUGGUGGACAGCAACCCCAAGGCCACGGUAACAUGGCGGAAAGUCGGAGAAGUUCUUCCAUCACUAAACAUUAUCCGGGACCACGUGUUGCAGCUUCCGAAAGUGACCCGAAAGGACGGCGGACUGUACCAUUGUGAGGCGGAUAAUGGGGUCCGACCUGUGGGACUCGGUUCUGUAACUAUGCAGGUUUACUACCCUCCUGUGAUAGAGGCUACCAUGGGGGACCAGGUGACGAUGCUGUACGGCCAGGAUGAUCAGUCCCUGCGGUGUCUCGCCGACGGGAACCCCAAACCUCACAUCCGCUGGCGGCGGAAGGAUACAAGUCUGUACUGGGACAACCCACUCCGCUUCCAUCGGGUUCGUUACGACGUGCAGGGCACGUAUCAAUGCGUGGCUGCCAGCGACGGCUUCCAGCAAGUCACCAAGGACGUCUACGUGGACGUCGUAGGGAAGCCAUCGAUACAGACGGACGCGUCGGCUGCAGCCGCCCAGGGAACUCUCGCGAGACUUCACUGCGAGAUUCUCGGGGACCCGCUGCCCGGCAGGGUCACGUGGUCAUGGCGGAACAAGCAAGGCGCAGAGAACGUUCUCAUGGCAACCGACGCGGGGCUGUCAAUCAUCGAGAAGCCGGUGGAUGACGGGACGUCCAGCACCCUCCUCCUGAAGGAUGUCGGGAAAUCUCAGGAAGGGACGUACAUCUGUCAGGCUGCCAACAUGUUCGGGGAGGCCCGGAGAGAGAUUCACCUGGAAGUUACAGGAUCGGACCAGCCGCUGGUGGUUCUGUCCGUGUGCGGGGCCGCGGCUGUUCUGGUGCUGCUGGCAGCUGUGUGUGUGUGCUGGGCCGUCAGGACACGGCGGGUCUGCGGGAACAAGAGAAAAGCCGGCCCACCCCCGUUGCCCUCGGACCGGUCUCUGGCUGAUGUGCCCUCGGCCCGCUCGCUGUCUGCUUUGCCCAAGCCCGGGAAGAGGCUGGGCCAUGGUACGAACGACUCCGGUGUGGAGGACCUGGAACUGCAGGAGCUGGACGGGACCCUAGACGGGACCCUGAAGCCACGGCCGCCGCCUCGGGGCGACAAACAUUGGGCACACGUCGGGCUCUCCUACUCAGGGCUGGCGCAUGCGCACGCCACCACCUUACCUCCCUACACGACCGUGGAGCGGCACCGUCCGGACGGGGAGGAUAUCCGCGCAUGCGCACGGGAGGACAUCCCGGAGGAGGCUGGCUUGUCAAGUGAUGAGUUCAUAACGAUCGAGGCUCCCCCUGAGCCUCCUCCCAAGAUGCAGCGGGGCCGGUGGAAGACCACAGCGCCUCCUGGCGGCGCCGCCGUGCGGUGCAGUCUGCAUGAAGCUGAAAACGAGCUGAAUGAAAUCCAACAGGCGGACAGCAUCUAAACAGGCGAACAGCAUCUAAACAGGCGGACAGCAUCUAAACAGGCGGACAGCAUCUAAACAGGCGGACAGCAUCUAAACAGGCGGACAGCAUCUAAACAGGCGGACAGCAUCUAAACAGUUAGAGCGGCUCCAGGUUUCCAAAUGGCUGGGUGGUUCCGGCAGACACUAUUUCUGUGUGUCUCACAGGUUUCUGAGUAUUUGCACAUGUUUCUGACCUGGUGUUGGAUUGGAUGAUGGUAUUUAAUAUGUCUUGUUCUCGCAGAGUAAAAGUAAGUAAGGGUUGUUUUCUAUUACCUUGCUGACUUCUUCUUUAAGAAGAAAAUGUGCUGGCCUUAAAUAAGCCUGGGGACAGGCUCCUACGCAAAGUUAAAAAAUGUGACGCUCCUGUCAGCAAGCCAUAUGGAAGCUAAGCUGUGUGUAACUGUAUAUAUAUUAAUAUAUAUGUUGUCAUUCAAAUAAAAAAACAGCAUGGGGUGUGUAGGUGAUAUACACAACUGUGUUCAGGUAACAAUUAGGUCGUUCCAAGAACAGCAUGCAUGUUACCUUGUGGUACUGAUUCCUGUUACACAUAAAACAGUAUGUAAGUAACAGCAAAAUCUGAUAUUGGUAAUAUCAUGUUGAUUGAAAAUAACAAUGACGGAACAAUGAUAGAAGUGAGUAUGAGGAAUGUUACUAGCUAAUGACCUAGUAGCUAAUAAUGAUGUUAUUGCUCAUUGAUCACAUGACCUGUGAAACAGCAAAAGUC